AUGGCGUAUACACUGCAAAGACUAGAACAGGCUAUUGAGCUUUUCCGCAGUCCGAGCGCUAGAUUGAUUGGAACCCUUGCUGACGAAUGCAAGUACUCUUUACGGAGGCGGCGGUCGAAGGGCAAACAGGCCAUCCCAUCGUGCUGGCUUGACGACGACAGUGAUAGCGACUAUAGCCCGGGGCACGAAACUGCAGAUCCUAAGCGAAAGCGUGUAUCUCGCACAGAAGACUCAACUCGACCCAAAAAGCAAGCUCGGAGCCCGGAACAAUUGAUUGUCAUCAUGGCCUUGAAAUCAAUAACUGGAAAGGCAUUCCUUGCUGCUCUUCCCAUGUCCGAGGCAGACAUCCCGGCUGAAGAUAAUGAGCAGUUGAUGCAGUACUGGAAUAUAGCCGACUGCACGGUUGAAUCGGCAUCGAACUCGCGGUACUCGCUCCGGAAGCGAGAAAGCCUGCAAGAGGGCAACGACCGGCUUGUAGAUCUGGAUGAAGCAGCAGCCAAGGGGUGUUGGGCGUGCCGCAAGAUCCAUAACGACUGCUCACUCCUCGAAGAUCAGUUUGCAUAUCCUUGCCAGACCUGCAAGGAGGACAACAUCGACUGCGAGCUGAUCAUCCCUCCGGAGUGGAAAAGAGCCUGUGAGAGAUGCAGACGCUCAGGAAAGACAUGCUCCUACAGCUACGGCGAAACCGACCACAGUGUAUCUUGUGAGCAAUGCCAAGCAACGGGAAUUCCUUGUAUCGCGGGCCCAGCAAAGAGCAAACCGCCGCUGGAGCCAAGGACGAAGACAGAGAACCGCGAGAGUUGUGCAGGCUCUGGUGACUCUGGGUCUAUUUGGGACACAAUCCCCCCUCUCCCUGCAAAUGACGAGCCCGACGACCCUGUUCCCUUUACAUCAGUCCUGAAGAACCGUGGUACUCGGAUUAUCCACACGUCCUUGGCCCAUCCGGUGGACUUCGCCUAUGAGCCACCAUCUGACGGCACGGACCCUUGUCACUGGUGUAGCAAUUUCGUGUAUGGCAUCAUGGGACUGGGUAGAAGGGCCGUGGAAGUCAUCGAUUUCGGUGAUGGGAGGUAUGUUGAAAUAAAUGGAGGACAUAUCAAAGAUGGCCACGAGCCCAGUCGAAUGUGCGUCACCUGUGCAUUGGAGAGAAUCCACAUCGUGAACUGCUCACGUCACUACAUUGUCCCCCUUAAAGGGUACAAAGUAGACACCUUCGACUUCGACGCCGCCUAUAACAGCUUGAUCCCGACACCAGGACAGCCACCGAAACGGAUCAACCCGUGGUGUUCUCUCUGCCCGAAUCCAGCAUUUUUCGGCUGCAGUACUCUUCAGCUUGUGAACAAAUACCAGGAGCCCGUCGCACCAACCUCACCCCAUGCGCGAGGAUGCGGCUUAUUGCUUUGUGAACGCUGCGAGUUGUUGAUGCGAGCCUACCGUGGGAAUCUGGCAAAGGUGGUUGCCAAAAACGACCAGGCAAAUGCAGAGUUUGGGAGUCGAGCUGACGUUGGAUAUAUUCUGCCUGGGAAUGACCUUUAUCGCUUCUAUACCAAGGCGUGA
Molecule: messenger RNA, 1557 nt
Organism: Aspergillus viridinutans
Lineage: Eukaryota; Fungi; Ascomycota; Eurotiomycetes; Eurotiales; Aspergillaceae
Product: putative C6 finger domain protein
Exons: 1
Coding region: 1-1557 (518 amino acids)
Biological process (GO): regulation of DNA-templated transcription
Molecular function (GO): zinc ion binding; DNA-binding transcription factor activity, RNA polymerase II-specific
Source: RefSeq, a predicted model, not a curated record